AUGGUUUGUAGUCGUGGUUGUAACGAUCGACGCUACAGUACAAACAACUUUGACGAAGCAGCUUUUACGGUUACUGUUCGGGAAGAAAUUGGGAAGAAGGGAAAUGAUUGGGAUGAAUUGGAAACAUUACUGGAAAAUAUUGAUGAGCGAGUUACAGAACCAACUCAAGAUUCUAAAUUUGGUUUGUUCAUUUUACUUUAUUCCAAAAACAGCAUCAGUAACACAAAAAAUCCUUGUGAAGAUCAUAUCUGUGGAUGGGGUAAAGAAUGUGUUGUGGACAAAAAAGGUGAACCAGUUUGUGAAUGCAUUUCGAAAUGUCCACAAUUGGAUGAUGAUCCGCUUGAUCAGGUUUGCAGUAACACAAACCAGACAUUUUCAUCAUUAUGCGAACUAUAUCGCGAAAGAUGUUUUUGCAAACAUAAAUUUAAAGAAUGCAAAAAUAAAGUUAAUGCAAAAGUACAUUUGGAAUAUUUGGGUGCUUGUAAGAAGCUUGAACCAUGUACCGAUGAACUGAUGGUCCAAUUUCCAACACGAAUGGCAGACUGGCUUUUUCAGGUAAUGCGAGAAAUGAAGAAACGACGAGAGCUGCAUAAUUUGGAAUGGGAAGAACUGAUCGCAGAAGCAGAAUCUGAUGAUGAGAAAAAGCAUGUCUAUCCGGUAAUAUGGAAAUUCUGCGAUCUGGAUAUCAAGCCUCACGAUAAACAUGUAUCUCAUCAUGAAUUAAUUCCCAUCACAGCACCCGUUAUCCCUAUGGAAUCAUGCAUUAAACCGUUCCUGGAGAACUGUGACAUCAAUAAUGAUGGCAAUAUUUCAAUUAAGGAAUGGGGUAAAUGUCUCGGCCUAAAGGAAGGUGAAAUUCAAGAACGUUGUUAG
Molecule: messenger RNA, 873 nt
Organism: Loa loa (African eye worm)
Lineage: Eukaryota; Metazoa; Nematoda; Chromadorea; Rhabditida; Onchocercidae
Product: sparc
Exons: 7
Coding region: 1-873 (290 amino acids)
Biological process (GO): anatomical structure development
Molecular function (GO): collagen binding; calcium ion binding; extracellular matrix binding
Source: RefSeq, a predicted model, not a curated record